AUGGUUCGGUAUUGGCUUCAUAGGCGUCCCGAGGUUUUAAGACUAGUUGCACCUCAUAUUCAAAAACUUUUCCCAUUCCACAAACCUGAAGUGGAGGGAGUUUCUCCUGUCAAGGCAUCGUAUAGUGGAAAAGUCGUUAAAGCACCUUUUGACUUAGCUGUGGCAAAAGUUGUACCAUUCGGGCAAGAACUAACAGCAUCCAGAAAGGAUAUUAUAAAGGUCAAAAUUCACAAGCUCUGCUUGAAUAAGUUUUUGCUUAAGUAUUUUUAUCAAACACAAACAUACUGGGUCCACAAGCAAGACAUGGCUGUGAAUAUAGGAGACAUCGUGUUGGUAGAGAAGUGUGAUCCUCCAAUUGCAUUUAACACUGUUUAUAAGAUGAAGAAAGUUAUAUUCCCCGUCGGCGAAAUCAUCGACCCUAUCAGUGGUAUGAAAUGUGAGGGUCCUUAUUACCCACUGGAUGUUAUGCAAAAGUGGCUUGGUGAAAAUUCUCAAAAAUCUUAG
This is a messenger RNA of Rodentolepis nana, 504 nucleotides long. The record is from the annotation of a GenBank genome assembly. NCBI's taxonomy places the organism in Eukaryota, Metazoa, Platyhelminthes, Cestoda, Cyclophyllidea, Hymenolepididae.